UCAAGACAUACGAGUCAGGAAGAAGCGAACGUUAUGAAUUCAUUUUCUCUACUCAGUCUACUCAUCCUUUUGGGUCAAACACCGAACUACGUAGCAGGGUCUUCAGCAACGCCGACUUGCGUCGGACACAAGGGUGAUCAGGGAAUUCCUGGAGUUGCAGGGCCUCCUGGAUUGCGAGGUGCAGUAGGUCCUCAAGGGCCACCAGGGAUUCCUGGCAGCAAAGGAUCACAGGGAAACACUGGUGCUGAAGGUCCUGAAGGAAAGCCUGGCAAGCAGGGUUUGCAAGGAGUAAUAGGUCGAACCGGAGCUACAGGUCCCCAAGGCCCUCCAGGCAAAACUGGACCUGAUGUGAGCAAAUGAGUAUUUGUCCGUAUGUAGGUGUCAGCAGUUUCAAUUGCUUAAUUUAGGGUACUGUCGGACCACGGGGUCCUAGAGGACUUCCUGGAAUUGCUGGAGAGAUGGGCUCUCGUGGCUAUGUAGGACCAAGAGGAUUACCAGGAACAGAUGGAGUUCCUGGUAAUGCUGGUCCCGUUGGUUCUCCAGGUUCUCACGGUCCUAAAGGAGUUAAGGUAGUACUGUUCAAUUUUUUCGCUUAUUCUGUGUUUUCAACAUUAUUGAUUAGGGUAAUAUGG
Molecule: messenger RNA, 632 nt
Organism: Corticium candelabrum
Lineage: Eukaryota; Metazoa; Porifera; Homoscleromorpha; Homosclerophorida; Plakinidae
Product: complement C1q subcomponent subunit C-like
Exons: 7
Coding region: 34-360 (108 amino acids)
Biological process (GO): extracellular matrix organization
Molecular function (GO): extracellular matrix structural constituent conferring tensile strength
Source: RefSeq, a predicted model, not a curated record